AAAGGCAGGAAACAUGGCGUCAAAAAUAACAAGGAAGUCAUGAUUCGGGCAAGGGAAUUAUCUGAGUUGAUCGUCACGCCUCUUCCCGUCUUUUCCUUUCGAGUCGGAAGGAGCUGCUAAGCAACCAGGCAACGUUCUGGGCGGAUGGCUCAACAAGAGGUCUUUCGGAAGCAAAUCUGCGUGAACAUUAAGGACGGUGAGGAGACGAAAUGAAAUUUACAGAUUACUGCCUCAGUUCUGAAGGAGCCGAUGUUAUUCUGGCGACGUCAAGUGAUGAAAACUAUCCUCCAGAAAACAUCACAGAUGGGCGAUCUGAAACCUUCUGGACAACAACUGGGAUGUUUCCACAAGAAUUUAUUAUUUGUUUUCAUAAAUGUGUUACCAUCAGCAAACUAACAAUCCAGUGUUACUUAGUACAGACAUUACGGAUUGAAAAAAGUGUGGCUAAAGAACCAGUCAACUUUGAACAAUGCAUUGAAAAAGAGCUACAGUAUAAAGAAGGGGAGCUUCAAAUUGAAGAAUUUUCUUUUCCUGAGAAGCAAGCUACAUACUUACGAUUCAUAAUUUUGUCUGCUUAUGAUGCUUUUGUGUCAGUUCACAGGGUGAUAGCAGAAGGAACAGUACUUGAUAUUUCAGCCCAGUCUUAAUGUUCUAAUUGCAGCAUAGUGGAUAUUAUAUUGAUUUUUGCAAUAGAAAUUGUGUAAUUGAAGCCUUGAAUUAUUUUGUAAACUGUGUCUUUUGUAUGUCUUCAUCACAAAAUAUUAUUUUGGUUCGCAUUUUAAAAUAUACUUAUACUGAUAAGAGCUUGCUUUGUGAUAAUAUAAAUUCCUCGCUGUCAUUUGAAGUCUCAUUUUCCUCACCUAACAAUUGUUAAGGUAUAUGAUUGGAGAAGUGUUUCACACCUGUGGUCUGACUCAGUAUGAGCUAUAUUCCUGACCACCACCAUUACUUUGAGACUAUUUCAGUUGUGUGAAAGAUAUAUUCCAGUGCUGAACAUUCUGCCUACUCUGUACUCUGACUUGUUCUGUGCUGGAGUGAGCUCCAAGGUUCAAAAUAAAAGAAAAAAUUCUCAGUGAGUGCAGUAAAAUACCUGGGCAAACCUAAAAUAGUUUUGUGGAUCCUAAUAUUCACCUCUUAAGUAAACAAUAUGCAUUAGUAACUAUAAUGUUAAGCGUACUGGAUUCUGUUUGUCUACUAUGCCCAUGCUGCAGUGGGAGUGACAGCUAAUGUAAUAGGGUAGAUUAGUGGAGCUCACAGAAAGGAGCCACACUGAUCAGUCCUGAUCUGGAAAGGUUUCCCAGGUUACUUUUAGAACUGGAAAAGCCUAAUUACAGAAGCUAUUUCUUUCAAUAGCAUAAAAGAAAUAGUGGGAGUGCAGCAGCAGUAUAAGGUACUACCCACUAUUUGCUGAAAGUGAACAAUAAGAAGUGGGCAGGUUAUUCCCAAAUGGUUGCUUCUUCCAAGGUACCAGGAAGGUUGGUCAUUAUUUCAGUUUGAAUAUGCAUACAUCAGAAAUGUGGCAUCAGAAUCUCCAUGACAUUGCAUAAUAUACAUUCAGUGCAUUGUUGCGUCACAAUAAAUGGAGAUUUGGAAAAGUUUUCCCUCUUCCUCUUUUAGAAAUGCAUGCUUCUGUUGCUACUAUAGAAUGUUCUGUAGCUAUUGAUUAUCCUUUUGUUCAAUUGACAACCAGAAUAGUUAGACAUGGUACUUAAAAAUAACACAUUCAGGCCUAUAAAGAUUGUUUGACGAAGUUUUAAUAACUAUAGUUCAGCAUCUUGUUUCCAGAAAUACUUUUUUCAAAAUCAAGCCAUAGCUUUCCAUGUUUUAACUAUGACUGUCAUAAACAAAUAUGAAUAGAAACAAAAUAGAACAAGUUAUUAUAUUGGUUCCAUUCAGAAAGCUGUGAUAAUCAAUGUCAAAAAUCUAUGCCAGAAAAAUCAGAAAUACUCAUUGCUGCUCAGUGAGGGUAAAGGGCUCCAUUCAAAAGCUGCCCAUGUGCAAAUGUGUGCUACAUGCUGGACAAUACAUACUUGGAGUUACAACCCUUCCAGACCUUGCAAGCAUCCUUUGCUCCACCAACAGACUUCCAGAAAUCUUGGUUCUUUAUAAAGGCCACUUCCGCUUAGAACUGCAGCAAAUCCAAAUAGCUGUAGCCUGGCAAGCUCAACUGGGGAGUUAAGGAGAUGCUGUAGGGUAACGCAUAUACUCAGGCUCCCAUUGUGAACUGGUGACCAAAGAGGAGGUCAUCAUCUUGUUGAGUGGCAUGGAGGUUGCUUCCUGUGGGAAGCCGUGCAUAUGAAGCAAGCUAUCAUGUAGUUCUGACCAUUUCCAUUGUACCAACUAGCACAAUAUCACAGCUAUUUUGUUUAGUACAGUUGUAAAAAGUUGGAAUGAUAUGGUGAUGUACUUCAUAUAAAUAGCUUGCCUCAUGGA
This is a messenger RNA of Varanus komodoensis (Komodo dragon), 2433 nucleotides long. It is a transcript of the gene IFT25, whose product is annotated as heat shock protein family B (small) member 11. The transcript has 5 exons. Gene Ontology annotation, biological process: intraciliary transport. Gene Ontology annotation, cellular component: intraciliary transport particle B; centrosome; cilium. Lineage: Eukaryota; Metazoa; Chordata; Lepidosauria; Squamata; Varanidae. Bases 210 to 647 code for a protein of 145 amino acids. The record is from RefSeq and is a predicted model, not a curated record.